GGCAGGCAGUUGAAUUGCCGCAUGGAACGAUGAACACAGCAAGAUGGAUAGUACUGUGUAUCGUUUUGAUGUUUUACCAGGGAUCUGCCCAGACUCUGGAGGAGGAUUGCGUAGACCACAUGGAGCGGAUUAAUGGAUCAAGCUAUGCUCCCUGGCUGGCUGAAAUUCUAUCGGAUUCUAAAGUAAUUUGCGCUGGAGCACUCAUAAAUAAUCUUUAUGUUCUAACAGCUGCGAGUUGUUUUAAAGAGAAUGAAAAACUAACUGUUCGCUUGGGCAGUGGCUAUUUUGAUAAAAGCUACGAAAAUUUCCGAGUAACAAAGGCUUACUUUUGGAUGACACAUUUCCCGGCCAACAAUACGAAUAAUUUGUGUAUCUUUCGGUUGCAAACGGAAGUGGAAUUUAAGACCCACAUUCGACCGAUGUGUAUCACAAAAAGUCCUAAAAGCCUUGGAUUGGCGACCACUUUUGAAAUUAUCAAUGAAAAGCCCAAAAUGUGGUACUUUUGUAAAAACAUAAAAGGUUUAUUCUGUAAAUAUGUUUUCGGAGAAAAUGAAGAAAAAUGGCAGUCCAAACCCACUGGAAGUCCUUGGACUGAAACAAUCUCAAACGGUCCUUUCAAGGGACUUGUACGAUAUGGAAUCCUGAGCUAUCGUGAUAACAAAACCUAUGAUGAGGUUUAUAUAAAUGUUAUGUCUCAUAUUAACUGGAUAGCUCAAAUCUCGUUAGAGAUUGAUAUAAGUACUCCAGUCAAGAAAAAAGAAUAUUAAAUAUUUAAUGGAACAGU
Molecule: messenger RNA, 784 nt
Organism: Drosophila melanogaster (fruit fly)
Lineage: Eukaryota; Metazoa; Arthropoda; Insecta; Diptera; Drosophilidae
Exons: 3
Coding region: 30-767 (245 amino acids)
Biological process (GO): proteolysis
Source: RefSeq, marked reviewed